AUGGCCGAACCCUUCCCAACCCCGACGACGACGCCGAAGCGCAAGAGAGACGAAGAGGUCCCGCUGUCGCCGCUACACACUCCCUCCAAAUUCUCAUUCCAGCUCCCCGACCCUAAGAGCGACGCGGAGGACGGAAGCGCAAGCCCGCACAGCAAGGUCGUCCAAAAGUUCCGUGGUCUGGCAUUGGGUGGUGGUGGUGGUGGUGGUGGGGGCGGGGUAGCUCAGCAACAGAACCGAGAGGGCCCAUACGCCGCAUACGACCCGACGCGCGACGAGCACAAGGACGGGGGUUACUCUGAUGACGACCCUUUUGCAAGCCGUAAGAGAUUCAAGGUCCCCGAGUUGGAGAUGAAGGACGUCGAGCUCGACGCCGCAGCCGCAGGACCACCGGUCUUCAUUCCGGAUCCAGACAUCAAGGCCGACCCGGCGCCUACUCCAAAAUCAAAACCAAUCUUGACCGAACCCCAGCCUACCACUGCUACCGCCGCGACACCCGCCACAGGCUCACAACAGCAGCGCUCACAUCCUUCGCUCGACAAACUGCAAUAUUCUAAAUCACGAGGGCGUAGACGUGCCGGUACCCCGCCGCUUAAGGGCCGCAAGGGGGCCAACAACAACAAGGCCGCGGCUGAACCGCAACAGGAGGACCAGGAGGUGAAGGCGAUUGUGGACCCGGUCAGGGCCGCCCUCACCUGGAAGGAGGAAGAGAUUACGAUAUACGAUCCGGAGGACGCCGACGACGACGGCACGGGCAUCAACGGGGUAGGGUUCAUGCCCACGGCCGCGAUGGCCUAUGCGCGGACGCAGAAGCGCCGACUGCAGCUGGCCGAGUACAAGAAGCGGGAGGAAAGCGAGGCAAGGGCCCGGCGCAGCCAGCGAAGACGAGGGAGCGGGGCCGGUCUUGCUUCCAAGCCGUCUGCUGGCCGCGGCGGCGGCGUGCGAAAGGUGCGCUUUACUGAGUCGGAAGCCAGCACGGUUGUGACGAACGUAUGA
This is a messenger RNA of Colletotrichum orchidophilum, 993 nucleotides long. RefSeq lists its product as uncharacterized. The transcript has a single exon. The record is from RefSeq and is a predicted model, not a curated record. Bases 1 to 993 code for a protein of 330 amino acids. Lineage: Eukaryota; Fungi; Ascomycota; Sordariomycetes; Glomerellales; Glomerellaceae.